Messenger RNA from Scutellospora calospora, 182 nucleotides. The record is from the annotation of a GenBank genome assembly. NCBI's taxonomy places the organism in Eukaryota, Fungi, Glomeromycota, Glomeromycetes, Diversisporales, Gigasporaceae.
AUUACUUGAUAGUAGACAUCAUUAUGAUGAAAUAUGUACUCUUAAAGGAUAUAGUGUUCGAGAAUUAGAAGAUAUACUAAAAAAUGAACCUGAGAGUAAGAAAGUUGAAACAAUGCAAAAAAAAGAUAUAAAUAGGAAAGACAAUAAUGUUAUAUCAGUAAAUGAUGAAGAAAGCCUAAAGA